This is a messenger RNA of Fusarium redolens, 1400 nucleotides long. Its product is annotated as NUDIX hydrolase domain-like protein. Gene Ontology annotation, molecular function: 8-oxo-dGDP phosphatase activity. Lineage: Eukaryota; Fungi; Ascomycota; Sordariomycetes; Hypocreales; Nectriaceae. The transcript is spliced from 3 exons. Bases 327 to 1400 code for a protein of 357 amino acids. The record is from RefSeq and is a predicted model, not a curated record.
ACUUGGUUACCAAACUUGGUCUCACCGAGGACUUACGAGCGUGGGGCUACUAACAUGACAUAAGUAUCUCGUCGCUGAUCCGGUGAAAGCAACUUAGGUCCUGAAAUAGCUUCACCGAGAAGCCCGGGCAAAAUAACAGCCGGAGCUCCAUAUCAUAAUCACUCCUGAAGAGCAUACAUUUCGAGGGUAGGUGCUUGCUCUGCCGAUCUCGCAUAUAAAUCAACGUUGGAAAAAGCCCGCAACUUCAUCAACUUCCUACUGCAAACACCAGUUCCUCAACAUUUACUUUAUCAUCUCCCUAUUUAUCUAUCUUUUCCUGCAUCAAGAUGGCCAAAACAAGCAUCGAUCUCAUCGAUGAGGUCGAUAUGUUCCCGUAUGCCGAGACUGAUCCCGAUGCGUUCACCAAGAUGAAUGCUGGGCUCUAUGCUCUGGUAUGGAGAGAUAGCCAAGGCACAUACCCUAUUGGGUACAUCCUGGACCGUGUGGUCAAAGAGCUUCAUCAGGUCCCUGAAGAGGUCGGGGGGAAAAUGGAAUGCGAUGAUGAGAAGAAAACUAUUGCGCUCUUCCAGGAACCUACAGAGGAACAACGUACUCGUCGCGUGGCGGCCCUGGCCGACUAUUGGCGGAAGAAUGGGACAUUCCCUCUUCUCCGUGGCUGGCGUAACGAACUAUGGCCUGUAUACGGACGUACUGGCGAGCUAUUAUUCAGCAUGGAACGAGCUGCGAUGGGCUUGAUUGGUACGAUGCGUUACGGCGUUCAUAUGAUUGCGUAUGUCAAGGACGAGACUGCACCUCAUGGAGUUCGCCUCUGGGUCCCUACGCGUGCUCGGAACAAAUCAACAUUUCCCAGCAUGCUCGACAAUACCGUGGCAGGCGGUUUAAUGACAGGAGAGGACCCCUUCGAAUGCGUCAUACGUGAGGCCGAUGAGGAAGCCAGUCUUCCUGAUGACAUUGUUCGCAAGGGUGCCAAGUUCGUCGGCAACGUCACAUACAUCUACAUCACGGACGAGGGACAGGUUGGCGAAGGCGGCUUUAUUUAUCCUGAGUGCCAAUGGGUGUACCAUCUCGAGCUUCCCAACGAUGUGAUCCCUCAACCCAAAGAUGGCGAGGCUGAGAAGUUUGACCUCUGCGACGUUGAUCAAGUCAAGGCGGAUCUUGCCGGGGGUCGAUUCAAGCCCAAUUGUGCCCUCGUCACCCUCGACUUUUUCAUUCGUCAUGGAAUCCUCACUGACGAAAACGAGCCUGAGAUUGAGCAGAUCAAACGGAGAGUGCGCCGAGACAUCCCUUUCCCAGGUCCGCAUCAAAGCUCGCGGAGACGAGUCAUGGUAUUUGACUUUGAGACUUAUCGGAGGCAACAUGGCGGUUUUCGUAUGGGUAUCAUUAAUGCGACCGAAAGCUAG